Molecule: messenger RNA, 2163 nt
Organism: Blastomyces gilchristii SLH14081
Lineage: Eukaryota; Fungi; Ascomycota; Eurotiomycetes; Onygenales; Ajellomycetaceae
Product: acyl-CoA dehydrogenase
Exons: 4
Coding region: 617-1951 (444 amino acids)
Molecular function (GO): flavin adenine dinucleotide binding; oxidoreductase activity, acting on the CH-CH group of donors
Source: RefSeq, a predicted model, not a curated record
CAGCGGCAUAUAACAAGGGCCCGCGCGAGUGCCGAGCAGGCCUAGCUUUUGCCGUUUCAAACUCAAAAAAUGUUGCUUAGGCGGACACGAGCUGCAACCGGGUAUAAACAGGCGGCUAAGCCAACAUAGUAGAAUUUUAACAAUAAUAAAAGUAAUAACUAACUACAUUCCCCAUUAGCUAUGCCUCUUCCAAAACAGUAGCAAACAAACCGAGGGCUAGCUGGCAGUUGACUCAAUUCUACCACAAACACACCCUACCCUCCCAUCGUUGUUCUGCGGCAACCAGACCCAGGCCCUAGGCUAUUGGCGAUGCGGGCUCCAACAGCCUCGGCUCAGCGCCGUCCUUGGGCCGGAUAACUCUCCACCACCGACCGCCCAGAAUCAUCGCGCCGAUAUGCGAUCUCGAUCUCGUUCCCGGCUCAGCUAUCGGCCCAUCCUGCGUUCGGUUUAAAUACACCGGCUUGCCCCAUAUCCGGCGCUGUCUUGGUCUGUCUUGGUCUUCACUCCCAUCCCUUUCUCCCUUAACCAACAUAUCUCCUUAUAGCUAGCUACACGAAAGCUUUGCUUGCGACCCCUGCAGUCCAUACCCAUCACAGUUCGUAUUCAGCGCAAACCAAUGUCGGCUUCCUCCAGAAUCCCUCCCAUGGCGCUGCCAUUCGUCAGCGAGCGGGCAAAGAAGACUCUGGAUCUAGUCCAAGAAUUUGUCGAGAAAGACUGCGUCCCCGCAGAUGCCGUUUUCCAAGCUGAGCUGGGUGAGGGCGCCCAGCGAUGGACCACCACCCCCGUCAUCCUCGAGGAGCUCAAAGUCAAGGCCCAAAAGCUUGGGCUAUGGAAUAUGUUCUUGCCUAAGAAUCACUUCAGGGAGGGUGCCGGCUUCAGUAACUUGGAGUACGGAUUGAUGGCGGAAUAUUUGGGUAGAAGCCGGAUUGCCAGUGAGGCUACCAACAAUGCUGCGCCAGACACUGGUAAUAUGGAGGUCCUUGCCAAAUACGGAAACGAGGCACAGAAGAGACAGUGGCUUGUGCCUCUGUUGGAGGGCAAGAUCCGCUCUGCCUUCCUCAUGACUGAGCCAGAUGUUGCGUCCAGCGAUGCUACCAACAUCAAGCUCGAUAUCCGACGAGAGGGUAAUGAAUACGUCAUCAACGGCCAGAAAUGGUGGUCGUCUGGAAUUGGUGACCCAAGAUGCAAACUCUUAAUCGUCAUGGGCAAGACCGACCCCAACAACCCGGAUCCCUAUAGACAACAAUCCGUUGUCCUCGUCUCCAUGGAUACCCCAGGUAUCACCGUCCACCGCAUGUUGACCGUCUACGGCUACGACGACGCCCCACACGGCCACGGCCACGUCUCCUUCAACAAUGUCCGAGUACCCGUCUCCAACAUGGUCCUCGGCGAGGGCCGCGGCUUCGAGAUCAUCCAGGGCCGCCUCGGACCGGGCCGCAUCCACCACACCAUGCGUGCCAUCGGAGCCGCGGAGAAGGCUCUUGAGUACCUCAUCGCCCGCGCCAACGACGAGUCCCGCAAGCCCUUCGGCGCCGUCCUCUCCUCGCACGGUGUCAUUCUCGAAUGGAUCGCCAAAUCCCGCAUUGAGAUCGAUGCUGCUCGUCUCAUCGUGCUGAACGCCGCGAUCAAGAUCGAUCAAGGCGAUGCCAAGAGCGCGCUGAGAGAGAUUGCGGAGGCUAAGGUACUCGUGCCCCAGACGGUACUGACUGUCAUUGACCGUGCGGUGCAGGCUUAUGGCGGCAUGGGUGUCUGCCAGGAUACGCCCCUGGCGGCCAUGUGGGCGGGUAUCCGCACCUUGAGGCUGGCUGACGGCCCUGAUGAGGUGCACUUGCAGCAGAUGGGCAGGAGGGAGAACAAGCAGCGGAAGGAUGAGGUGACAAAGAAGAUCAAUUGGCAGAAUGCGGAGUCGCAGCGGUUAUUGAAUUCUAAGGGGUUCAAGAGCCAAUUGUAAAUCAGAGGGGGGGAUUUCCUUUUGUGAUAUUAAAUGUUAAACUGUUUGUUGUUCUUUUGGGUUAACUAGUUAGAGAGUAUUAAAAGAUCUGAGGAUUGAAUCUACACUUUUAUUUAUCAAUUUAUCAAUUUAUAUACAUAUGAGUUUUCGAGACUUAUCAGUGUAUAUUUGUGAUCAGUAUUAGUUGACUGAGGUCAUGUCAUAAUGCAUCC